CGCCCUGCCGAAGGUGGACGGCCGCCUCUAGACAGCGCCUCCUCUUCCCGCGCCAAAGCCUUCACUCUUCCGUGUCUCGUUUCCAGUUACUGCUUCUCUGUCAAGCCCGUUUGCUUCAUCAGAAAUGUUCUUUACAAUCUCAAGGAAAAAUAUGUCCCAGAAACUGAGUUUCCUGUUGCUGGUUUUUGGACUGAUCUGGGGCCUGAUGUUACUGCAUUACACGUUCCAGCAGCCGCGGCAUCAGAGCAGCGUCAAGCUCCGUGAGCAGAUCCUAGAUUUAAGCAAAAGAUACGUGAAAGCCCUGGCGGAGGAGGGCAAGAGCGCGGCGGACGCCGACGGCGGCGCGUCCAUGGCAGGCUACGCGGAUCUGAAGAGGACAAUUGCAGUCCUCCUGGACGACAUUUUGCAGCGCUUGGUGAAGCUGGAGAACAAGGUUGACUACAUUGUUGUGAAUGGCUCAGCAACCAACACCACCAAUGGCACCAGCGGGAAUUUGGUGCCCGUAACCACCAACAAAAGGACGAGUGUGUCGGGCAGCGUCAGAUAGCAGUGACGGCCACCACCAUGCGCGGCUACACCACUGUGGAUGACAUCCACCGCAGGACACCUCUCAAACCGCUGCCUAGCACAGGGUUAUACUUGACAAUAAGAGCUCUCCACAUUUCCAAGGAGCUUGCUGGAUUCAUAGGACGCUAAUUCUGUAUAUAAAAAUCGCAGGCAUUAUUAGUUUGCUUUCACACAAAGCUCUUCAAAGCUGUUCUGUAGACUUAGCAGGACUUUGGUAACAGGUGACUUGGUAAGCAGGGCGGCCAUCUUUGCACAGGGAUCAAAAAGGAGCAAAGCACUAGAAAGACGUGGAGUCCUUUAAAUACUUAUUUGAGUGUAUAACAUGUUUUUCAGAGACAUGGACAGUAAUGUUCCUGAAUCAUUGUGUCGUCUGUCCUCAGCGAUGCCCCUGUGAGUAGAAAACAUGCUUACUUCUAGGACUGUAUUUUGUUACUCGGAUCAUGAGCAGGAGAAAGGAAGCAUCCCAUUGAAAAGCAUGUUUUGAAGUAGACCCAAAGAAUGUUUCCAUUUGCACUACCCUUCAAAAUAACUGAAGGUUAACUGUAUAUUUUUAAAAAUAGCAUUUGUAAGAAUAUAAUUUUGAAAUGGGUAGCAGCCACUGUCCAGAGCCUAACCAUUGGGGACAAUUUAAUAGAAAUGAGAGAAACCUCUAAUCUCAUACUGUAAAAUUUCUUAUAUAUAUUCUGCAGACUAAUGCUUCUGCAGACAUAUUUUUAUGAUGAAAUGAAAAAUAAAAUAUGCGUGAUUUUUCACAAUCAUGAUCGUUGAUUUGAAAGUAAAUCCCAGUGUCAUAUGUCUAUAGCCAUGGAUACUCAGGAGGCUGAGACAGGAGAACUGCAAGUUCAGCGUCAGCCUGGGCAACAGAGCAGACCCUAUCUAAAACAUGGGAAAGAGAAAAUGUUUAGCCCAUUGACUGUUUCUACUAUUAGGGAAGUCCUUCAUUUCCAUGUUUUGGUAAAUGUUGCUUUGGUUGUAUUAGUGGUGAGGGAAAGGCCCCGAGGACUCUAGCAGAUGUAUAUUAGAUAGUAAAUGUAUUUGUGCUGCAUAGAUAGAACUGCUUGGAAAAUGUGACUGUUAGUUGAUGCUAGUAAGAGUGCCUUACGUUAGGAGAUGGCAGGUUAGCUAUUCAUCUUAUAUAAUGACCACUUUAUAAAAUUAAGAACAUUAAAAUAUAAAUUAUGAAGAUUGAGUAUCUUCUUAGGGAAACAGCUACUGUAUACAGCACAAGAAAUUUUAACUUGGAUAAUUCUAGUGUAAAACAAAAACAUGUCUUUAUUUAAAUAUCCUUUGUAGCAAAUCCAGUUGUUAUAUAGCAUUCUGCAUUUCAUAGUAUUUAUUCUAUAUAAUAACUGCAAAUGCAGCCAGCCUGUAGAUUUAGACUAAAUUGAAUUUAGUUUUCAGUAUUGUUCAUUAUUAUAAUGGUACCACAAGCAGUAGCAGUGAUUAUAAUGUUUUGUUAAAAUAAGUAUAAGAAUAUAUUGUUCCAAGAAAGAUAGCUUUUCUGCAGUCUCUUCCCUGUACCUUUAUGUGAAGAAAUAAUGUCGCCUUGCCAGGUAGACGCUGCAGCACCUGUUCAGGCUCUGCGAGUCCUGAGCAUCUCUGGU
Acomys russatus (golden spiny mouse) is the source of this 2171-nucleotide messenger RNA. RefSeq names its product coiled-coil domain containing 126 (gene Ccdc126). NCBI's taxonomy places the organism in Eukaryota, Metazoa, Chordata, Mammalia, Rodentia, Muridae. The record is from RefSeq and is a predicted model, not a curated record. The coding region runs from base 125 to 547 and encodes 140 amino acids. The transcript is spliced from 2 exons.